This is a messenger RNA of Candidula unifasciata, 1164 nucleotides long. NCBI's taxonomy places the organism in Eukaryota, Metazoa, Mollusca, Gastropoda, Stylommatophora, Geomitridae. The record is from the annotation of a GenBank genome assembly.
AGCAUAUCUCAAGAUAGCGUUGGUGUUUUAGAAAGCUUGUUUCCACAUAGCCUUGAGACGACUAAGUACCAAAUGGAUACCGCCGGAAACACGCAUCUGGCAGAUUAUCACAAUCGCGCUUCCAGUAAACUCAAGUUUACGAUUUCCAAAUCUGGUAUUUCUUGCAAGCCUUUGCCAGGUCCAUUUCAGCCAUGCGACGACCUGUUUGACUGGUGGUCCCUACGUUGUGGUAUCUGGUUAGUCUUCAUGCUGGCACUGCUGGGCAACGGUGCUGUCUUCUUCGUGUCAGUUACCAGCAAAUCCAAGAUGGACGUGACUCGCUUUCUGAUCUGUAACUUGGCUGUUGCCGACUUUUUCAUGGGCAUUUAUUUAGGAAUACUAGCUACUAUGGAUGCUUCAACUUUUGGUCAUUUCCGGAAAUAUGGCGUCAAGUGGCAAAGAAGUACCGGAUGUAUUGUGGCGGGAACCCUAGGUGUGCUAUCCAGUGAGUUGAGUGUGUUUACCUUGACAGUUAUCACACUUGAGAGGUUCUAUGCCAUUACCCACGCCAUGCAGCUCAACAAAAGACUGUCGCUAAAAUGUGCAGGUUUUGUCAUGCUAUUUGGCUGGAUCUGGAGUUUUGGCUUAGCGAUACUACCACUUUUUGGUAUUAGUGAUUACAGAAAGUUUGCUGUAUGUCUGCCAUUUGAGAUAGAGGAUCCCAUUUCCAAAAGUUAUGUGUGCUUUCUGCUAGUCUUCAAUGGAAUCGCAUUCUUUAUCAUUAUGAGCUGUUACUUGAUCAUGUACAUUAGCAUCAGACGCAGCCAGACCUGGAAUUCCAAUGACACCCGGGUGGCCAAGAGAAUGGCACUCUUGGUGUUUACAGGUAUUUUGUACACUUAUAUUGUUUUUAAAAAAACUGAAAAUUUCUUCUUAUUUGUAGACCUUCUUUGCUGGGCUCCAAUUGCUGUCUUGUCACUGGCUGCAGCGUUUGGCAAGAAUCUUGUCCAUCUUAAUGCGGCUAAGGUACUGACAAUCUUUGUCCUGCCAUUAAACAGCUGUGCUAACCCCUUCUUGUACGCCUUCUUCACUAAGCAGUUCAAGAAAGAUUGCGUGUUCUUGUGCAGAAGACUUGAGGGGUCUUUAGCCAAACAUUUUUCACAGGUACAACUACAACUCGUUUGA